AUGGGGCCAUCACCUUGCCUUGUUCGGCAUACUGUGGGUGCCACGAGUGGCUCCCCGCCUCCGGCGAGCUCUGCUCUGACACAAGACCAGUUUGAUCUGGCGAGGACCUGCACGGUGUGCCAGGGCCAGUGCUGGUGCGUGGGCUCCAGCAGGGCUGAGGAGUGCCGAGCGUUGCUGGCUGAGCGCGAGCAGAGCUCCAGCACAAGCGAGCUGAGAUCCCUUGUAGUAGUCCAUGAUGUGAAUGAGCUGACGGAAAAGCUGUUUCCAAUCGUCGAAGCCAUGCAGAAACACUUCAGUGCGGGAUCGGGGACCUACUACAGCGACGCGAUCUUCUUCUUGUCAGUUGCAAUGCAUCGCAUCAUGCCCAAAGAAAUAACACAGAUCAUCCAGGUAGACUUGGACCUGAAGUACAAGACCAACAUCCGAGACCUGUUUGAUGAGUUUGACAACUUCCCAGAUGGAGCAGUCAUUGGGAUUGCCAGGGAAAUGCAGCCAGUGUACAGGCACACCUUCUGGCAGUAUCGCCGCGAGAACCCCCAAACCAAAGUGGGGGAUCCCCCUCCUGAUGGGCUGCCCGGCUUCAACAGUGGCGUCCUUCUCCUGAACCUUGAAGCCAUGAGGCAGUCCAAGCUCUACAACCAGCUGCUGGAGCCCACCAUGGUGCAGAAGCUGACAGAGAAGUACCACUUCAAGGGCCACCUCGGGGACCAGGAUUUCUUCACCAUGGUAGGGAUGGAGCACCCAGAGCUCUUCCAUGUGCUCGACUGCACGUGGAACCGGCAGCUUUGCACAUGGUGGAGGGACCAUGGAUACAGCGAUGUGUUCGAUCAGUACUUCCAGUGUGAGGGUGAGGUCAAAAUUUACCAUGGGAACUGCAACACCCCGAUCCCUGAAGACUAGGGCUCCCACCGCCCCCGGGAGCAGCUCUGACUGCAGCAAGCCCUG
Messenger RNA from Charadrius vociferus (killdeer), 945 nucleotides. RefSeq names its product xyloside xylosyltransferase 1 (gene XXYLT1). Gene Ontology annotation, molecular function: UDP-xylosyltransferase activity. Bases 1 to 900 code for a protein of 299 amino acids. The record is from RefSeq and is a predicted model, not a curated record. Lineage: Eukaryota; Metazoa; Chordata; Aves; Charadriiformes; Charadriidae. The transcript is spliced from 5 exons.